Molecule: messenger RNA, 6672 nt
Organism: Acanthosepion pharaonis
Lineage: Eukaryota; Metazoa; Mollusca; Cephalopoda; Sepiida; Sepiidae
Source: the annotation of a GenBank genome assembly
AUGUCUUUAUUGAUUGCUAUUUCUCAUAUUCAAUUCCUGACGAAUCAAUUCUCAACCGUGUUCAGGCUCUUCAUUAUCUAUCUAUCUAUCUAUCUAUCUAUCUAUCUAUCUAUCUAUCUAUUCAAUAUGCCUCACCUCCUUUUCUAUCUCUCUCUCUCUCUCUUUCUCUCUCUCUCUCUCUCUCUCUCUCUCAAACACACACACUCUAUCUAUUGUUCUAUAUCUCCUAUAUAUUUCUAUCAUUUUCUUCAAUUUAUUUUAUAUAUGCGCACCUCUCUUUAUUUUUCUAUUACACCUUCUCUCCAUGUCUUCUUUUUCUCGAUGUACUCUUUCUGUAUCGCGUUUAUCCGCGUCUCUCUUUAUCUAUGUCCUCUUUCUCUAUCACCCCUUCUCUCCGUGUCUCUCUUUAUCUAUGUCCUCUUUCUCUAUCGCUCCUUCUCUCCGUGUCUCUCUUUAUCUAUGUCCUCUUUCUCUAUCGCCCCUUCUCUCCGUGUCUCUCUUUAUCUAUGUCCUCUUUCUCUAUCGCUCCUUCUCUCCGUGUCGCUCUUUAUCUAUGUCCUCUUUCUCUAUCGCUCCUUCUCUCCGUGUCUCUCUUUAUCUAUGUCCUCUUUCUCUAUCGCUCCUUCUCUCCGUGUCUCUCUUUUAUCUAUGUCCUCUUCUCUAUCACCCCUUCUCUCCGUGUCUCUCUUUAUCUAUGUCCUCUUUCUCUAUCGCUCCUUCUCUCCGUGUCUCUCUUUAUCUAUGUCCUCUUUCUCUAUCGCCCCUUCUCUCCGUGUCUCUCUUUAUCUAUGUCCUCUUUCUCUAUCACCCCUUCUCUCCGUGUCUCUCUUUAUCUAUGUCCUCUUUCUCUAUCGCUCCUUCUCUCCGUGUCUCUCGUUAUCUAUGUCAUCUUUCUCUAUCGCCACUUCUCUCCGUGUCUCUCUUUAUCUAUGUCCUCUUUGUCUAUCACCCCUUCUCUCCGUGUCUCUCUUUAUCUAUGUCCUCUUUGUCUAUUGCUCCUUCUCUCCGUGUCUCUCUUUAUCUAUGUCCUCUUUCUCUAUCGCCCCUUCUCUCCGUAUCUCUAUCUAUGUCCUCUUUCUCUAUCGCUCCUUCUCUCCGUGUCUCUCUUUAUCUAUGUCCUCUUUCUCUAUCGCUCCUUCUCUCCGUGUCUCUCUUUAUCUAUGUCCUCUUUCUCUAUCGCUCCUUCUCUCCGUGUCUCUCUUUAUCUAUGUUCUCUUUCUCUAUCGCCCCUUCUCUCCGUGUCUCUCUUUAUCUAUGUCCUCUUUCUCUAUCGCUCCUUCUCUCCGUGUCUCUCUUUAUCUAUGUCCUCUUUCUCUAUCGCCCCUUCUCUCCGUAUCUCUCUUUAUCUAUGUCCUCUUUCUCUAUCGCCCCUUCUCUCCGUAUCUCUCUUUAUCUAUGUCCUCUUUCUCUAUCGCUCCUUCUCUCCGUGUUUCUCUUUAUCUACGUCCUCUUUCUCUAUUCCUCCUUCUCUCCGUGUCUCUCUUUAUCUAUGUCCUCUUUCUCUAUCGCCUCUUCUCUCCGUAUCUCUCUUUAUCUAUGUCCUCUUUCUCUAUCCCUCCUUCUCUCCGUGUCUCUCUUUAUCUACGUCCUCUUUCUCUAUCGCCCCUUCUCUACGUGUCUCUCUUUAUCUAUGUCCUCUUUCUCGAUCGCCCCUUCUCUCCGUAUCUCUGUCUAUGUCCUCUUUCUCUAUCACCACUUCUCUCCGUGUCUCUCUUUAUCUAUGUACUCUUUCUCUAUCGCUCCUUCUCUCCGUGUCGCUCUUUAUCUAUGUCCUCUUUCUCUAUCGCCCCUUCUCUCCGUGUGUCUCUAUUUUAUCUAUAUCCUCUUUCUCUAUCGCCCCUUCUCUCCGUGUCUCUCUUUAUCUAUGUCCCUUUCUCUAUCACCCCUUCUCUCCGUGUCUCUCUUUAUCUAUAUCCUCUUUUCUAUCGCCCCUUCUCUCCGUGUCUCUUUUCUAUGUCUUCUUUCUCUAUCGCCACUUCUCUCCGUAUCUCUAUCUACGUCCUCUUUCUCUAUCUCUCCUUCUCUCCGUGUCUCUCUUUGUCUAUGUCUUCUUUAUUUAUCGCUCCUUCUCUCCGUGUCUUUAUCUAUGUCCUCUUUCUCUAUCUCCCUUUCUCGUGUCUCUCUUCUUUAUCUAUGUCUUCUUUCUUUAUCGCCCUUCUCUCCGUGUCUCUCUUUAUCUAUGUCCUCUUUCUCUAUCGCCCUUCUCUCCGUGUCUCUCUAUCUAUGUCCUCUUUCUCUAUCGCCUCUUCUCUCCGUAUCUCUCUUUAUCUAUGUCCUCUUUCUCUAUCCCUCCUUCUCUCCGUGUCGCUCUUUAUCUAUAUCCUCUUUCUCUAUCGCCCCUUCUCUCCGUGUCGCACUUUAUCUAUGUCUUCUUUCUCUAUCACUCCUUCUCUCCGUGACUCUCUUUAUCUACGUCCUCUUUCUCUAUCACCCCUUCUCUCCGUAUCUCUGUCUAUGUCCUCUUUCUCUAUCGCCACUUCUCUCCGUAUCUCUAUCUAUAUCCUCUUUCUCUAUCUCUCCUUCUCUCCGUGUCUCUCUUUAUCUAUGUCUUCUUUCUUUAUCGCUCCUUCUCUCCGUGUCUCUCUUUAUCUAUGUCCUCUUUCUCUAUCGCUCCUUCUCUCCGUGUCUCUCUUUAUCUAUGUCCUCUUUCUCUAUCGCCCCUUCUCUCCGUGUCUCUCUUUAUCUAUGUCCUCUUUCUCUAUCUUCCUUUCUCUCCGUGUCUCUCUUUUUAUCUAUGUCCUCUUUCUCUAUCGCCCUUCUCUCCGUGUCUCUCUUUAUCUAUGUCCUCUUUCUCUAUCUUCCUUCUUUCCGUGUCUCUCUUUAUCUAUGUCCCUUUCUCUAUCGCCCCUUCUCUCCGUGUCUCUCUUGUCUAUGUCCUCUUUUCUCUAUCGCCCUUCUCUCCGUGUCUCUGUCUAUGUCCUCUUUCUCUAUCGCUCCUCUUCUCCGUGUCUCUCUUUUAUCUAUGUCUCUUUCUCUAUCUUCUUAUUCUCUCUCCGUGUCUCUUUAUCUAUGUCUUCUUAUUCUCUUCUCCCUUCUCUCCGUGUCUCUCUUUAUCUCGUGUCUCUUUUUCUCUAUCGCCCUUCUCUCCGUGUAUCUCUUUAUCUAUGUCCUCUUUUCUAUCGCUCCUUCUCUCCGUGUCUCUCUUUAUCUAUGUCCUCUUUCUCUAUCGCUCCUUCUCUCCGUGUCUCUUUUUAUCUAUGUCCUCUUUCUCUAUCGCCCUUUCUCUCCGUGUCUCUCUUUAUCUAUAUCCUCUUUUCUAUCGCCCUUCUCUCCGUGUCUCUCUUUAUCUAUGUCCUUUCUCUAUCUUAUUCUUUCCGUGUCUCUUUAUCUAUGUCUUCUUUUCUCUAUCGCCCCUUCUCUCCGUAUCUCUGUCUAUGUCCUUUUUCUCUAUCGCUCCUUCUCAUCCGUGUCUCUUUUCUGUGUCUUUCUCUAUCUCUUCCUUCUCUUCCGUGUGUCUCUCUUUAUCUAUGUCCUUUUUGUCUCUUCUUCCUUCUCUCCUUGUGUCUCUUUAUCUGUGUCCUCUUUCUCCAUCGCUUCCUUCUCUCCUUGUCUCUUUAUCUAUGUCCUCUUUCUCUAUCGCCCUUCUCUCCGUAUCUCUCUUUAUCUAUAUCCUCUUUCUCUAUCGCUCCUUCUCUCCUUGUCUCUCUUUAUCUAUAUCCUCUUUUCUCUAUCGCGCCUUCUCUCCGUGUCUCUCUUUUAUCUAUGUCCUCUUUUCAUGUCACCCCUUCUCUUCCGUGUCUCUCUUUAUCUAUAUCCGCUUUCUCUUCUAUGUCCUUCUCUACGUGUCUUCUUUAUCUAUCUCCUCUUUCUCUAUCUUCCUUCUUUCCGUGUCUCUUUAUCUAUGUCCUCUUUCUCUAUCACCCCUUCUCUCCGUAUCUCUGUCUAUGUCCUCUUUUCUCUAUCGCCCUUCUCUCCGUGUCUCUCUUUAUCUAUGUCCCUUUCUCUAUCGCCCCUCUUCUCCUUGUCUCUCUUUAUCUAUAUCUCUUUCUCUAUCGCCCUUCUCUCCGUGUCUCUUUUAUCUAUGUCCUCUUUUCUCUAUCCUCCUUCUCUCCGUGUCUCUCUUUAUCUAUGUCCUCUUUCUCUAUCUUCCUUCUCUCCGUGUCUUUCUUUAUCUAUGUCUUCUUUAUCAUGUCCCUUCUCUCCGUAUCUCUCUUUAUCUAUGUCCUCUUUCUCUAUCGCCCUUCUUCACCGUGUCUUUCUUUAUCUAUGUCCUCUUUCUCUAUCGCUCCUUUUCUCCGUGUCUCUCUUUAUCUAUGUUUUCAUUCUCUAUCGCCCUUCUCUCCGUGUCGCUCUUUAUCUAUGUCCUCUUUUUCUAUCACUCAUUCUCUCCGUGUCUCUCUUUAUCUAUGUGUCUUUCUCUAUCGCUCCUUCUCUCCGUGUGUCUCUUUUUCUAUGUCCUCUUUUCUUUAUGUCCUUUCUCCGUGUCACUAUUUAUCUACGUCCUCUUUCUCUAUCGCCCCUUCUCUCCGUGUCUUUCUUUAUCUAUGUCCUCUUUCUCUAACGUGUCUUUUCUCCGUGUCUCUCUUUAUCUAUGUCCUCUUUCUCUAUCGCCCCUUCUCUCCGUGUCGCUCUUUAUCUAUGUCUUCUUUCUCUAUCGCCCUUCUCUCCGUGUCUCUCUUUAUCUAUGUCUCUUUCUCUUUCCCUUCUCUCCGUAUCUCUCUUUUCUAUGUCCUCUUUCUUUAUCACCCCUUCUCUCCGUGUCUUCUUUAUCUAUGUCUCUUUUUCUCAUCACCCUUCUCUCCUUGUUCUCUUUUAUCUCUCUUUAUCUAUGUCCUCUUUUCAUCCCUUCUUUCCGUGUCUCUUUUUAUCUAUGUCCUUUUUCUAUCGCUCCUUUUUUCCGUGUCUCUCUUUAUCUAUGUCCUCUUUCUCUAUUUUCCUUCUCUCCGUGAUUCUCUUUAUCUAUGUCCUCUUUCUCUAUCGCCCUUCUCUCCGUGUCACUUUUUUAUCUCUUCUCAUUCUCUUCUUUUCUCCGUGUCUCUCUUUAUCUAUGUCCUCUUUCUCUAUCGCCCCUUCUCUCUAUUGUCUUAUUCUUUAUCUAUGUCUCUUUCUAUCGCACCUUCUUAUUCUCUUCCGUGUCUCUUUAUCUAUGUCCUCUUUCUCUAUCGCUCUUUCUCUCCGUGUCUCUCAUUUUUAUCUAUGUCCUCUUUCUCUAUCGCUCCUUCUCUCCGUGUCUCUCUUUAUCUAUGUCCUCUUAUUCUAUCGCCCUUCUCUCCGUGUCUUUCUUUUUCUAUGUCCUCUUUUCUAUCGUCUUCCUUCUCUUCCGUGUCUCUUUAUCUAUGUCCUCUUUCUCUAUCGCUCCUUCUCUCCGUGUAUUCUUCUUUAUCUAUGUCCUCUUUCUCUAUCGCCCCUUCUCUACGUGUCUCUCUUUAUCUAUGUCCUCUUACUCUAUCGUUGUUUCUCUCCGUGUCACUCUUUAUCUACGUCCUCUUUCUCUAUCGCCCCUUCUCUCCGUAUCUCUGUCUAUGUCCUCUUUCUCUAUCGCUCCUUCUCUCCGUAUCUCUAUCUAUGUCCUCUUUCUCUAUCGCCCCUUCUCUCCGUGUCUCUCUUUAUCUAUGUCCUCUUUCUCUUCGCCCUUCUCUCCCGUCAUCUUUAUCUAUGUCCUCUUUCUAUCGCCCCUUCUCUCCGUGUCUCUUUAUCUAUGUCCUCUUUCUCUAUCUUCCCUUCUCUCCGUGUCUCUCUUUAUCUACGUCCUCUUUUCUAUCGCCCUUCUCUCCGUGUAUUCUUUAUCUAUGUCCUCUUUCUCUAUCGCCCUUCUCUCCGUGUCUCUUUAUCUAUGUCCUCUUUCUCUAUCGCCCUUCUCUCCGUGUCUCUCUUUAUCUAUGUCCUCUUUCUCUAUCGCCCUUCUCUCCGUGUAUCUCUCUAUGUCUUUUCUAUCGCCCCUUCUCCGUAUCUCUUUUCUAUGUCUUCUUUCUCUAUCGCUCCUUCUCUCCCGUGUCUCUCUUUAUCUAUGUCCUUUUCUCUAUCGCCCUUCUCUCCGUGUCUCUCUUUAUCUAUGUCCUCUUUCUCUAUCGCUCCUUUCUCUCCGUGUCUCUCUUUAUCUAUGUCCUCUUUCCUCUAUCUUUCUCCUUUCUCUCCGUGUCACUCUUUAUCUAUGUCCUCUUUCUCUAUCGCCCUCUCUCCGUGUCUCUCUUUUCUAUGUCCUCUUUUUCUAUCGCUCCUUCUCUCCUGUAUCUUUAUCUAUGUCCUCUUUCUCUAUCGCCCUUCUCUUAUGUGUCGCUUUUUUAUCUAUGUCCCUUUCUCUAUCCGUGUCUCUCUCCGUAUUUAUCUAUGUCCCUCUUUCUAUCCAAUUUCUCUCCGUGUCUCUCUUUUCUAUGUCCUUUUCUAUCGCCCCUUCUCUCCGUGUCUCUUUAUCUAUGUCCUCUUUCUCUAUUUUCUCUCCGUGUCUCUCUUUAUAUGUCCUCUUUCUGGGCAAUUCCUUCUCUCUGCGUGUCUCUUUAUCUAUGUCCUCUUCUUCUCUUUUCCUUCCAUUUUUUUCUUUUCUCUCUAUCUAUGUCCCUCUUCUAUUCGCCCUCUCUCCUUCUUUCUUAUCGCCCUAAGAAAUCCGUGUCUCUCUUUAUCUAUUCCUCUUUACUCUCUCUCUCUAUUUCUUUCUUUCUUUCUUUCUUUCUUUCUUUCUUUCUUUCUCAUCUAUCUAUCUAUCUAUCUAUCUAUCUAUCUAUGUCACUUUCAUAA